GCGGCCCCGGCAGCGCUGGGCUGGAGGAGACUCGUGGUUCCCGAGUGCGCUGGGAUGAAGGAUGCUCUUAGUGUGCUGUAGGAUGCUCGUGGUCCCUGGGAGCGCUGGGCUGUAGGACGCUAGUGAUCCCCGGACCACCUGGGCUUUAGGAUGCUCCUGGUCCCCGGGAGCUCUGAGCCGUAGGAUGAUCGUGGUCCCCGGGCGCGCUAGACUGUCGGAUGCUCAUGACCCCGGGGGGCUCUGAGCUGUAGGACGCUCGUGGUCUCCGGACCCUCUGGGCUUUCGGGUGUUUGCGGUCCUCGGGCGCACAGGGAUGUAGGAUGCUCGUGAUCUCCGGGCGGGCUGGGCUGUAGGAUGCUCUUGGUGUCUGGGCUUUAGGAUGAUCGAGGUCCUUGGACGCCCUGGUCUGUAGGAUGCUCUCGGUCCUCGGAUGCCUGAGCUGUAGGAUGCUCGCGGUCCUCGGACGCCCUGGGCUGUAGGAUGCUCUUGGUUCCCCGGCGCGCUGGGAUGUAGGAUACUCUUGGUCUCCGGGUUUUAGGUUGCUCGUGGUCCUCGGGAGCGCUGGACGGUAGGAUGCUCUCGGUCCUCGGAUGCCCUGGGCUGUAGGAUGCUCGCGGUCCUCGGAUGCUUUGAGCUGUAGGAUGCUUGCGGUCCCCAGGCGCGCUGGGCUGUAGGAUACUCUUGGUCUCCGGGCUUUAGGAUGCUCGUGGUUCUCGGGAGCGCUGGACUGUAGGAUGCUCUCGGUCCUCGGAUGCCCUGGGCUGUAGGAUAAUCGCAGUCCCCUUGCGCGCUGGGCUGUAGGAUGCUCUCGGUGUCCGGGCUUUAGGAUGCUCGUGGUCCUCGGCCACGCUGGACAGUAGGAUGCUCUCGGUGCCCGGGCGCGCUGGGCUGUAGGAUAAUCGCGGUUCCCCUGCGCGCUGGGCUGUAGGAUGCUCUCGGUGCCCAGGCGCGCUGGGCUGUAGGAUGCUGUUGGUCUCCGGGCGGUCCGGGCUGUAGGAUGCUGGAAGUCCCGGGCCGGCGUCGGGGGCGUCGGGGGCGUCGGGGGCGUCGGGGGCCGCAGCGGCCGGAGCAGGGGUCCAUGGAAGGGGCCGGCCUCCCCCUCCCCUGCCUCCUCCCGGCCCCGACCCCCGGGCCUCUUGUCCGGCUGGGAGCCGGGGCCGCCCUGCCCGACAGCUGGCUGCUCUCCCCCGCCCACCAGGCCUCUCCUUCGCCAGCUCCGCGUCCUGCCGCUGCCCUCCUUCCCGGCGGGGGCUACUGGCCCCUGCCCUGCCCCUCUUUCCUGCCCCUGGGCCCGGGGCCCGCAGGACCAGACCAUCCUCUUCUUCACCCGUUUCCCCUGAUCCACGGCCAGUGGAUGUUUGGGACCCAUUCUCCAGCUUUGGCCUAUUCUCCCUCUUCUAAUGUGGAAUUGAUCCCCAUUUUCCCAACCGUGUACAGUUCCACUCCUUACCCUCCUGCUGGGAAAAGUUGGAUAGAACAGAGGAUUCCUAACUGUAAGAUAUAUUUCAAUAACGCGUUUGCUCUGGAUUCAGCAUGGACUCCUCCUGAGGACUCAAGACCCUUCCAAGGUCAUGAGACGCCUCAUUUGUUCCCUCAUCUGGCUGUGGCAAUCACAAGUUCAACUCCCACUGCCAGACCUCUCCCUGCAGUGAGAUUAAUGCCACAAUCCAGAACAGGUGGCUGUCAGAAUGGCAUCAAACCAGUUGGCAUCAAUCCAACGUUUUCCAUUGCUGCCCCCGCUGCCACUCCGGUCACGGUGGAGCCCGAGAGGCUGGAGGGGCCUUCGGCGACCAACAUGCCACCCUGUCACGUCUUGACUCUGGCGCCCAUCAGAAUCCCCCUCCUGACAUCCCCCUUGUCAGGUUCUCCCUCCAGAAUUGAGAGCUGCUUGGCUCCCCUGUUGCCAGCUCAGCUCACGAGAGUAACAACCAUCUCCACUCCAGCCGUGAGAUUCGUCACAACCGAUUUGGUGGAGCAAAAAUCUGCAGAUAAAAGGAAAGAGUCAAGCAGAGUUUCCUGCCCCUCCUCCUUGAUUCUACACACGGAGAGGACAAGUCACGCUGCGCAGAAUGAAGAAAAGGAAUGUUCUUUGCUGGGGCGUGAGGACAACAGCUCAUCAAAAGACAAUAAGCCUGUCGCGUCUACUCCUGUCCCGGGAUCUCCUUGGUGUGUCGUCUGGACUGGAGAUGACCGAGUCUUCUUCUUCAACCCAACAAUGCAACUCUCAGUGUGGGAGAAACCGACCGACUUGAAGAAUCGUGGUGAUAUCAACAGGAUCCUUGAAGACCCCCCUCACAAGCGCAAACUGGAACCUUCAGCAACAGGAAAUAGUGGAGAUUCCAGUUCCGAAGACGUAAAUGAAGACCAGAGCUUGAAGACAAAGAGAAACAAGCUGGAAGGCUCUCCGGAUGAUCAGCAGGAUCCGCUCGGAGCAGAAGAGAAAGCUGAGACAAACCCCCCCUGCCAGCUCAUGUUUCCUCUGGAAGAAAGGCUAGCACGUUUCCGCGAUAUGCUUCUGGAAAGAGGGGUGUCUGCGUUUUCCACGUGGGAGAAAGAGUUACACAAAAUCGUGUUUGACCCACGCUAUCUGCUUCUAAACUCUGAUGAGAGAAAACAGGUUUUUGAACAGUUUGUCAAGGCGAGAAUAAAAGAAGAAUACAAAGAGAAAAAAGGAAAGUUUCUGCUAGCCAAAGAAGAAUUCAAAAAGCUUCUAGAGGAGUCCAAAUUGUCACCCAGAACAACCUUUAAAGAAUUUGCAGAGAAAUACGGCCGAGAUCAGAGAUUUCGGCUCGUACAAAAGAAGAAGGACCAAGAGCACUUUUUCAACCAGUUCAUGCACAGUGUCAAAAAGAGGGACAAGGAAAACAGAAUCAGACUAAGAAAAAUGAGAUAAGAAUUUAGGAGCGUCGCAAUAAGGCUACGCCAGCACCGUGACUACCGGAGGAAUGGAAAUGAAAGCUUUUCGGGUGGUUAUUUUUGUCGUCAAAAAUAUGGUGACGAAGAACGAACAGGCACAAAGGAGUUGGAUGCUGUCGAAUGCUGUAGCCAAUUAAGGUUGUUAUGGUCGCUCGAUGGGAUGAUACACGGGGUUCUCAGAGGAUUUACGUUUCAUAUUGAAGCUCUCUUUUGUACGACGUUCGGAGUUUGCUGUAUUUCUGAUUGCCAUGAUGCGUCAAUCCCUCAUUUGUUUUAAUUAUGCAAAUCUCCUGUAACAUACCCCCAAAUUAUAACCCAACACCGGUUUGUAGCAGGACAGAGACCGAUGCCAUCUCUAUCCAUUUCGGCACAUUUUCCUCCCUGAAGUAAACUAUUGGAAACUUUAGGGAGAAAUGUAGUGCAGUAACUGCGAUUCUUUGAAAGAAAAGUUGUCGUGAGAAGACCAUUACUCCGCUCUCCAUAGGUGUACAUGUAGUUUUCUCUGUAGUGAUAGGGUGUUAAUUGUCAACCAUAGUGAAGAAUGUGAAAACCUUGACACGUAAUUCCAUUCUCUUGGAAGCUUCCGAUAUUCUGAAAGCGAUGCGUGACAAAUGAUGGGUCUUUUGAGCUCCGAGUGAGGAUGAUACUUGUCCAAUAGAAUUCCUGGAAAAGAAAAAUCAGAAAGUUAUUUUGUAAAACGUGUCCUCUUACUAUCUGAGUUCUUUAUAUUGUAUGCCAAGUUUGCAUGAGAUUUUGCUCAUCAUCUUUGUAUAAAUAAAUAUUUUACCUUUUUUUAA
Molecule: messenger RNA, 3713 nt
Organism: Tachyglossus aculeatus (Australian echidna)
Lineage: Eukaryota; Metazoa; Chordata; Mammalia; Monotremata; Tachyglossidae
Gene: TCERG1L
Product: transcription elongation regulator 1 like
Exons: 13
Coding region: 998-2893 (631 amino acids)
Cellular component (GO): nucleus
Molecular function (GO): RNA polymerase binding; transcription coregulator activity
Source: RefSeq, a predicted model, not a curated record